CGUUGCCGACGAUUCCCCCGCCUAUUGUAGAUUUAAAAGCCUCCGACUUUUAAACGGUUUAAAGUAAGAAUCUAUCGUUGCCUGCGUGGCGGAAGAACACGUUGGAUAAAUUAUCCGCCCGUGCGGAGGGAUCUGCUACCCUUUCUCUGUAUAUAUAAAGGCCGUAGAGACAAGUCUCGCUUUCUUUUGGACGGCCUUGUGCUGGUUGAUAGUUUUUUCUCUCUCCUGUUACUUUGGCGCCGUCAUGGGCUUUGGGGACCUGAAAUCUUCCGCGGGGCUCCAGCUUCUCAACACCUUCUUAGCGGAUAAGAGCUACAUCGAGGGGUAUGUCCCAUCCCAGGCAGAUAUUGCAAUAUUUGAAGCAGUUGGUGCUGCUCCUCCUCCUGAGUUGUUUCAUGCACUCCGCUGGUACAACCACAUUAAGUCUUACGAAAAACAAAAGGCAAGUCUGCCUGGAGUGAAGAAAGCUUUGGGAAAAUAUGGCCCUCCAGAUGUUGAAGACACAACAGGCACAGGUGGAGACAGCAAAGAUGAGGACGACAUUGAUCUCUUUGGCUCUGACGAAGAGGAGGAAAGCGAAGAAGCAAAAAGAUUAAGGGAGGAGCGUCUUGCUCAGUAUGAAUCAAAGAAAUCCAAAAGACCAGCACUUGUUGCCAAGUCCUCCAUUUUGUUGGAUGUGAAACCUUGGGAUGAUGAGACAGACAUGGCCAAACUGGAAGAGUGUGUCAGAAGCAUUCAGGCUGAUGGCCUUGUUUGGGGAUCUUCCAAACUUGUUCCAGUUGGUUAUGGAAUCAAGAAGCUUCAAAUUCAAUGUGUAGUGGAAGACGAUAAAGUUGGAAUGGAUAUGUUGGAAGAGAAGAUCACUGCAUUUGAGGAUUAUGUACAAUCAAUGGAUGUAGCUGCUUUCAACAAAAUUUGAGUCCUGAUAGCAUUAGGAAUAAAACUAUUGCAACACCCA
Messenger RNA from Rhineura floridana, 958 nucleotides. It is a transcript of the gene EEF1B2, whose product is annotated as eukaryotic translation elongation factor 1 beta 2. Gene Ontology annotation, biological process: translational elongation. Gene Ontology annotation, molecular function: guanyl-nucleotide exchange factor activity; translation elongation factor activity. The transcript has 6 exons. Bases 245 to 919 code for a protein of 224 amino acids. Lineage: Eukaryota; Metazoa; Chordata; Lepidosauria; Squamata; Rhineuridae. Gene Ontology annotation, cellular component: cytosol; eukaryotic translation elongation factor 1 complex. The record is from RefSeq and is a predicted model, not a curated record.